UAACAACGAAAGCUGGCCGCAUUUCGUCUUCCCCCUCCGCAACUCCGCCCCUGCGAUUCCCUGCCCAGUUCAGCUGGCCUAUCUCAUUAAUACAACAUUUCGCUGCUGGUUUCUACUGUCCAGUGAUUUUACUCGAUCCACUACUGAAGCCGAAUGGGACGGCGUAUUGUCUGGCGAGAUGAUGGUGGUCCUAGAAAUACUUUGGAAUGGGCACCACCGCUUAUGGUAGUAGCCGUUGUGACAUUAUUCGCAUCGACUUUGGAUCUAAUGGCAGAUUUCCUUGUUUGUAGUAGGAUCGCUGAAUUUCUGGGCAACUUCCAUAGCAAGAUAGCCAUCGAGGCCGCCUAUGGCUACUUCUUUUUCACCGGCGUUUCCAUAUUCGUGUAUAUCUUCGAAAUGGUAGAUGUCUGUCAAACACUGAAGUAUGAGGAGGAGAAUGUCUUCUUCGCACGAUUAGCAAAGAGUCUCGUUUUGGCGCUUGAAGAGGUGCCUUUGCCUUCGCUGAUGAACGUGCUCUUCACCCAUGAACCGCGACUUUCUCUCGCUGGUCCAGUGUUCUUCUCUUCGUGCAUAAAGCUCGUCGCUCUAUGCUGGGGUUUGGUGAAGUUCACGAAGCUGCGCUUUUUUUGGCCGUGUCUUCCGCUUAACCCGAAGCACGAUACACGAGAGAAUGUUCGGCGAUGCUUUACGCUGAAUCUCUAUCGCUGCACGAUGAUCGUCGUGAACAUCUGCCACAUAUUAGCUAUAUACAUCGUCAUAUCAAACAUAAUAGCGAGUAGGAACGGUGGACGCCCAAUCGUCGUCAAGGAUGAGCCAGCUUAAAAUUUCUUCAGUAUGAUAUUGUAAAGUGUUCCAGUUGCGAAAUUGUUGUCAACGAAUACUUGCUGUAGGUUGAAUUAUUUAGCUUAUAUUAAGUCUGGAUGGGUAAUAUCAUGUACAGGUAAUGUAUGUAUUUUAUCUGAUCAAACAUUUCGUUUUGCUGGACCUCGGUUAAACCAUUGCUGUCCAGUCUUAUCUUUCUGCUGAUGUAGGGAGCUCUGAAAAUUGACAUAUGAUGCUUAGGGAUUACCUUAGAGGAAGAGGAAGAACGAAGUUUGCGUGUGCAUGGCUUCUUAAAAAUUGCGAUUUUUUAAGCUGUCGUGUGUUAUCAGAAAUUGAGGCUACUAUUAAGUAUUAGGCUUUGGAAUUUGAAAUAAAAGGACAUAAUGAAAAGAUUUACUGCAA
Cylicocyclus nassatus is the source of this 1224-nucleotide messenger RNA. NCBI's taxonomy places the organism in Eukaryota, Metazoa, Nematoda, Chromadorea, Rhabditida, Strongylidae. The record is from the annotation of a GenBank genome assembly.